Dictyostelium purpureum is the source of this 1113-nucleotide messenger RNA. RefSeq lists its product as uncharacterized. The record is from RefSeq and is a predicted model, not a curated record. The transcript has 5 exons. NCBI's taxonomy places the organism in Eukaryota, Evosea, Eumycetozoa, Dictyosteliales, Dictyosteliaceae. The annotation marks the transcript as partial.
UUAUUUUUUUCAGUGUGGAGAAACAAGUAUCUAUUAAAUGAAAUACAAAGACAUCACAGGUUAUAUAAUGAAAAUAAAAUAAUAUGUAUUGACAAAUCAAUGGAUCAACUUAGAUACCAUCCACACAGAAGAUAUGCAACAGAAAUUAUAAUUAAUGUUAAUGAACCAUUAGAACCACAUGGUCAAUUAAUACCCUAUGAUUUAUUCCUAGAAUCCUUUAAUCAACCUUUAAAAGCUGGUGACUUACCGAUAACAUGUAAACAUCUAUAUCUUUGCUCUUACAAUCAACCCUUUCAACCAAAUAUUCUUCCACCUCAAUUAGAAAUAUUAUUUUUAUCAUCCUUUAACCACCCACUAUCAUACGGUGUACUUCCAGAAUCAAUCACUGAACUAAGCAUGAACGAAUUUGAUCACCCAUUAUCCAACUCUCUAUCAGCACUACAUUCAUUAAAAGUACUCUAUUUACCAAGGUUUUAUCAAGUUAUAAAACCAAAUGAACUUCCACCAUCAAUAACUAAUCUCACUUUAGACGAAUAUAACCACCCACUUUUAGACGGUGUACUUCCAGAAUCAAUCAAUUUUCUACUAAAAAAACUAAUACUCCCAAAUCACCAUUCCCAACCUCUUCAAGUCGGUACUAUACCCAAUUCAGUUACAUAUUUAGCAUUACCUAAAUUAUCUAGUCCUCUUCAAGUAGGUGUAUUACCAGAAUUUCUCACUAAAUUAACAUUUGGAAGAGGAUUUAAUCAACCUAUUGACCCAGCUACCAUUCCACUAUCUAAAUACAGUUCGAUUGGAUUUAGCUCUGGAUCAUUUAAUCAACCUUUAAAAGCUGGUGACUUACCGAUAACAUGUAAAUAUCUAUAUCUUGUCUCUUACAAUCAACCCCUUCAACCAAAUAUUCUUCCGCCUCAAUUAGAAAUAUUAUUUUUAUCAUCCUUUAACCACCCACUAUCACACGGUGUACUUCCAGAAUCAAUCGCUGAUCUAGGCAUGAACGAAUUUGAUCACCCGUUAUCCAACUCUUUAUCAGCACUACAUUCAUUAAAAGAACUCGAUUUACCAAUGUUUAAUCAAGUAAUAAAACCAAAUGAACUUCCACCAUCAAUAACU